Coregonus sp. 'balchen' is the source of this 1610-nucleotide messenger RNA. The record is from the annotation of a GenBank genome assembly. Lineage: Eukaryota; Metazoa; Chordata; Actinopteri; Salmoniformes; Salmonidae.
AUGGCACUGCGGUUGAGGCUCUUGAUUCUGCAACCACAGUGCCUACCCCUGGGUGUGCCACUGCACAAAAGGAAUCCAUCCCAAAGGGUGCACCUCAGGAACCUGCCCCACUUAAAGAGCCAGAAACACUUAAAGAGCCACCAGCUACAGGAUUUCUCUCCAUGUUUGGAGGGUCUACUCCCCAGCCUGGCACAGCUACUCCUCAAACUGCAGGUUCUAUGUUGGGAGGGCUGUUUGCAGGGUCUAGUCCACAGCCAGCUACAGCUGCCCCUCAAACUGCGGGUUCUAUGUUGGGAGGGCUGUUUGGAGGGUCCAGUCCCCAGCCAGCUACAGCUGCCUCUCAAACUGCGGGUUCUAUGUUGGGAGGGUUGUUUGGAGGGUCUAGUCCCCAACCAGCUACAGCUGCCCCGCAAACCGCUGGUUCUAUGUUCGGGGGUAUGUUUGGCGGGUCUAGUCCCCAGCCCGCAGCUACUCCUCAAACUGCAGCUUCUAUGUUCGGGGGGUUGUUUGGAGGGUCCACUCCCCAGCCAGCUACAACUACUCCUCAAACAGCACCAGCAAAAACCCCUGAGAAUAAAAUAUCAACAGCUGCCCCUGACACCACCCCAGUGGAUAGCACUGACAAAAUAAAAGAGCCAGGAGACCUGGGCACAGUUACUUUGCACAAAGACUCAAAAUUGUCUGAGGCACCAAGACAAUCUGACACCAAAACUCAACCUCAGGUGUCAGUUGACCUCAAACCUGAUGGUAAGGCUGUUGAAGUAGCCCAGGGUCAAGGGAUUGAGAAACGUCCUGCUUCAGCUGUGGACUGUCAAUCAAAAGAAGCUGAAAUCCCUACAGCAUCAGAGCAACCUGCUAAAACAGAACAGCCCUCGAAAUCAGAACAACCUCCAACGAAUGAUCAGUCCAGUUCUGGAAAAGAUAAGGCUGCAUUUGUGGAAGGAGAAGUAAUACAUGAGAAGCCCAUGGUAAUUGUAGGAAAGCCUGAGAGUAAGGAAACUGACAAAUCAGGCCCACCAGUGGAAAGUACACAGAAGAUUCCCCAAGCUGACCAGUUGACUAAGACUGAAGAGCCAGCACCCAAGUCCCUGUUUGGGGGUUUUAUGUCAGGAACCAGUGAUGCUGGAAAGUCUUUUGGAUCCAUGUUUUCAUCUCCACCCACAAUUCCCAAAGCCCUUCCCACAAUGCCUCAAGCAGAAGCAGGUGGUGGUCUGUUCUCAGGAUUCAAAACGAUGUCUGCAGGCCUGUUUCAGGAGGAGAAGCAAGAACCAUCCACUGCCUCUCUAUUUGGGGCUAAAUUAGGAGGUUUCUGGGGGGCCCCUGUCGAACCUCCCAAGCCACAAGCUCGUCCAGUUAUUACCACUCAGCCCAAAGCUAAUGAUAAGCCAACUAAGGACACAAGUGAUCAAAGUUCGGUAGGUCCCCCUGACUUAGCCAAACCCCAGAUUUGCAUCUCCACACCCGAGGUAGAUCCUUCAGCAUCCCUGUCCCAAAAGGAGAAGGAAAGCCUUGUAGAACCACCCCCCUCUGCAGAUCCCACCUCUGAAGUGCAGCUGGACAACCAGUCCAAGAAGGACCUAUUGAGUGCUAAAAGGCCAGUAGAAGCAUAA